Entelurus aequoreus (snake pipefish) is the source of this 2691-nucleotide messenger RNA. It is a transcript of the gene elf3, whose product is annotated as E74-like factor 3 (ets domain transcription factor, epithelial-specific). Bases 137 to 1288 code for a protein of 383 amino acids. Gene Ontology annotation, biological process: regulation of transcription by RNA polymerase II; cell differentiation. The transcript is spliced from 9 exons. Gene Ontology annotation, cellular component: nucleus. The record is from RefSeq and is a predicted model, not a curated record. Gene Ontology annotation, molecular function: sequence-specific DNA binding; DNA-binding transcription factor activity, RNA polymerase II-specific. NCBI's taxonomy places the organism in Eukaryota, Metazoa, Chordata, Actinopteri, Syngnathiformes, Syngnathidae.
GUGGAUCUUUGGCAGGCUGGCAGAGGUCACACGGGAAAAGAAGCAGACAAGAAGGUGUUCAAUUGAAACACUGUGGUCAUACCUCCUUUGACCUCUCAUUUGUUUGCUUCGUCUUGUGGCUCCAAUCAGCUUUUCAAUGGCCUCGCCGUGCCUCAGUACUGUGCUGACAAACGCCAACCUCACCAUGUACCAGACUGGCAUCCCUGAUAUGUUGAUGACAGGCAUCCAUACCCAGCAGAACGGUAACCUGGGAUACAACGCCAACGUUGGCGAUCAGUGGUUUGGUCACAUGAACCCCCUCAAUUGGACAGCAGACCACGUUAUGGAGUGGAUCAGCCACCAUGUGGAACGCACCAAGUUUGAUGCUAGUACCCUGAGUCUGGCCUUCUGUGCCAUGGACGGCCACACCUUGUGCCAGAUGAACCUGGAACAAAUGGUCAGUUUCUUCGGCCCUCAGCUUGGUCCCCUACUCCACCAAAACCUGCAAGAAGACAGAGCCAAAUAUGAACUGCGGAGCCUUUCAGGACCUGAGCUGACCGAGACCUGCCAGCUCUUGAAUAAGUACCUACACAACUUAAACAGCCCGGAUAAUGAAACCUUCCCUCUGCUGAGCACCAUCAAAAUGGGUCAAGCAGGUGAGGACUGUUUCAUCAAGCAAGAAUUUGACUACGGGGAUAACCAUGACCUGUUCAGCUUUACAAUGGAGACCAUGACCCCACUAGGAGACGAGUACCUGUCUGACAAUCAGUCCGAUAGCGAGUGCAGCUUCUCGUCCAAUAGCAACCUGUUUGUCUUUUCCAACCUGGGCUCACCAGAAUCUGGCAGUGGAGAAUCAGACCCGGAGUUCUCAUACCCCAUGAUAUCAAAGUCGCUGAUCAAAAAGGAGAAAAUCGAGGUGAAGCGACCACGAGGCCGACCCCCGAAAGCGAACAGGGAAUACGGCUGCAACAUUUACGACCCUUCAAAGAAGAACAAACAUACGCCUCGUAGCACUCAUCUUUGGGAGUUCAUCAGGGACAUUCUCAUCCACCCGGAAAAGAACCAGGGCCUGAUGAAGUGGGAAGAUCGCCGUGAAGGCGUGUUUAAGUUCCUGAAGUCCGAGGCCGUGGCUCAAAUGUGGGGCCAGAAAAAAAAGAACAGCAGCAUGACCUAUGAGAAACUCAGUCGUGCUAUGAGGUACUACUACAAACGAGAAAUCCUUGAGAGGGUGGAUGGACGGCGGCUUGUGUACAAAUUCGGAAAAAACUCCACCGGCUGGAAAGUGGAAGAGAUUGGAAUGAGCAUGUGAAAGUUCUCUGGACACGUCCGUUGGAAUCAAAAGGCCAAUCAGUGCAGGAGUUUGGGAACUUGUAUUACUCGUUUGUCCUGUCAAGGGGAAAAAUCAACAUGUUAAGACACUAACUUCCUAUUUAAAGGAAGGUGUUGCAGAAAAUGUAAGCCAGUGUUUUUGGCUCUCGUAGGUUUUAUGAACCAUUUUGCUUUGCGUGAUUGGCACUACCGAUGUGUGUGCUGUAACUAGAUUGGAUUGUUGUUGCUUUCUUGUUUUGUUCUCUUGCAUCAUAGGAGCAUCUCAGUAGAUUCCAAUACAUAAAAAUAAUGAUUUCAUUCACAACAUUUUUUUUUUCAAUACUGAGGGGGGCUUGGCAUUUUAAAUGUUGACAGUAUUGGAAAAUCGAUUCACAUCUGAACCACAAUUCAUAUUUAGAUUGUGAAUUGAUUCAUAAUUUUUAAGAAUCGAUUAAAACUAUUUUAUUUUUAUUUUAUUUUUUUAUCCAUUUUUUAAAAUAAUUUUUUCAGCCCAUCUCCAUGCUUACUUGCUGCACGUAUCAUUUAUACCAAAUGAUACAAUGCAAUAAUCGAUUCUUAAUCGAAUCGUCAACCCCAAGAAUCUGCAUCGAAUCGUGAGUGGUUGUAAGAUUCACAUAUUCCUAAUAUUCACAUUAUAUGAGAUACCGAAUUUGAGGGGUUUGGCUAAAGUUAAAGUUAAAGUACCAAUGAUUGUCACACACACUAGGUGUGGCGAAAUCUGUCCUCUGCAUUUGACCCAUCCCCUUGUUCACCCCCUGGGAGGUGAGGGGAGCAGUGGGCAGCACCGGUGACCGCGCCCGGGAAUCAUUUUUGGUGAUUUAACCCCCAAUUCCAACACUUGAUGCCGAGUGCCAAGCAGGGAGGUAAUGGAUCCCAUUUGUAUAGUCUUUGGUAUGACUCGGCCGGGGUUUGAACUCACAACCUACCGAUCUCAGGGCGGACACUCUAACCACUAGGCCACUGAGUUGGCCCUACGCUCAGCGAUAUCAAAAAAAUCUAUUCUUGAUUCUUGAAUAAGCCAAAUAAUGUUUUACCCCAACUGCGAUACCCCUGUAUAUAUAUUUUUUCAGUAUUUAGAAUUAUUCAGCGUACAUUUUAUUUUGCUCCAUGGUACACUACAUGCAAAGAACAGAAGACAGCAAGGACAUAAUUUGAAAUGAAUAAUAUUGCACCAAUGUGCUCUACGUCUUUUAGUAUCACUUAUUAUAAAGUGCAUUACACAAUGUUUGGAGGGGAACGAAGUGGUAAGUUUAUCACACUAGUAAUAUAUUUAUAUGUAUAUAUAUAUAAUAAUCUAUAAAUAUGCAUGUAUAUGAACGCCUCUUCUUGACAUCUUGAUGUAUAAAUUGUUAUAUUUUUUCAUUUUUAUACAGUACAGCAUAU